Messenger RNA from Sorex araneus (European shrew), 2327 nucleotides. RefSeq names its product acyl-CoA dehydrogenase family member 9 (gene ACAD9). The record is from RefSeq and is a predicted model, not a curated record. NCBI's taxonomy places the organism in Eukaryota, Metazoa, Chordata, Mammalia, Eulipotyphla, Soricidae. The coding region runs from base 67 to 1926 and encodes 619 amino acids. Gene Ontology annotation, molecular function: flavin adenine dinucleotide binding; acyl-CoA dehydrogenase activity. The transcript is spliced from 18 exons.
GCGCGCGCCGAUGGCGUUAUCACGCGGCGCGGCCGGCGCGGCGGCUACCUAGCGGGCAAGGCGGGCAUGGCGGGCUCCGCGCUCCUGCUGCGCUCGGCGUUGCGCUCCUGCCGGUCCCUGGGCGCCUUCGCCGCGGGCCGCAGGCCCCUGCGCACCAGCCCCUCCAGCGCAGCCUUCGCCAAGGAGCUCUUUCUGGGCAAGAUCGAGACGAAAGAAGUUUUCCCGUUCCCAGAAGUCAGUCAGGAAGAACUGAAUGAGAUCAACCAGUUUGUGGGACCCGUGGAAAAAUUUUUCAAUGAAGAAGUGGACUCGCGACGCAUUGACCGGGAGGGGAAGAUCCCGCAGGAAACUUUGGCGACCCUGAAGAACCUGGGGCUCUUCGGGCAGCAGGUCCCAGAAGAAUACGGCGGCCUGGGCCUCUCCAACACCAUGUACGCGCGCCUCGGCGAGAUCACCAGCCUGGACGCCUCCAUCGCCGUCACCCUGGCCGCGCACCAGGCCAUUGGCCUCAAGGGGAUCAUCUUGGUGGGCACCGAGGAGCAGAAGGCCAAGUACCUGCCCAAGCUGGCCUCUGGGGAGCACGUGGCCGCCUUCUGCCUGACGGAGCCGGCCAGUGGGAGCGACGCGGCCUCCAUCCAGACCAGGGCCACAUUAAGUGACGAUAAGAAGCACUACAUCCUCAACGGCUCCAAGGUCUGGAUCACCAACGGGGGGAUCGCCAACGUGUUCACGGUGUUCGCGAAGACCAAGGUGGAGGCUGCCGACGGCUCCGUGAAGGACAGGAUGACGGCCUUCAUCGUUGAGAGGGACUUCGGGGGCAUCACGAGCGGGAAGCCCGAGGAGAAGCUGGGCAUCCGGGGCUCCAACACUUGCGAAGUCCACUUCGAGAACACCCCAGUGCCCGUGGAGAAUGUCCUGGGAGAGGUCGGAGGCGGCUUUAAGGUGGCCAUGAACAUCCUCAACAGCGGGCGCUUCAGCAUGGGCACCUCCGCGGCCGGCAUGCUCAAGAAGCUGAUCGAGAUGACGGCCGAGUACGCCUGCACCCGGAAGCAGUUCAACAAGCCCCUCAGUGAGUUCGGGCUGAUCCAGGAGAAGUUCGCCCUGAUGGCGCAGAGGGCGUACGUCAUGGAGAGCAUGGCCUACCUCACAGCGGGGAUGCUGGACCAGCCGGGCUUCCCCGACUGCUCUGUGGAGGCCGCCAUGGUGAAGGUGUUCAGCUCGGAGGGCGCCUGGCAGUGCGUGAGCGAGGCGCUGCAGGUGCUGGGGGGCUCGGGCUACAUGCAGGACUACCCCUACGAGCGCAUGCUGCGGGACACCCGCAUCCUGCUCAUCUUCGAGGGAACCAAUGAGAUUCUCCGGAUGUACAUCGCACUCACGGGCCUGCAGCACGCGGGCCGCAUCCUGACCGCCCGGGUCAAGGAGCUCAAACGGGGCAACCCGACCACCGUGCUGGAGACCGUCGGCCGGAGGCUCCGGGACAGCCUGGGCCGGAAGGUGGACCUGGGGCUGACGGGGAAGCUCGGACUGGUGCACCCCAGCGUGGCGGACAGCGCCAACAAGCUGGAGGAGAAUGUGUACUACUUCGGCCGCACCGUGGAGACGCUGCUGCUCCGCUUUGGCAAGACCAUCGUGGAGGAGCAGAUGGUCCUGAAGCGGGUGGCCAACAUCCUCAUCAACCUGUACGGCAUGACGGCCGUGCUGUCGCGGGCGAGCCGCUCCGUCCGCGCGGGGCUGCGCAACCAUGACCACGAGGUCCUGCUGACCAACACCUUCUGCACGGAAGCUUACUACCAGAACCUCUUCGCCCUGUCCCAGCUGGACAAGUAUUCUCCAGAGAACCUCGACGAGCAGAUCAAGAGGGUGUCGCAGCAGGUGCUGGAGAAGCGCGCCUACGUCUGCGCCCACCCCCUGGAGAGGGCGCCCUGACCGCCCGCGUCCUGCCACUGUUCCCGACAGCCUGGCCCUGGCCCUCGCUGCCCUCCUGCGGCCAGGAGUGUCCGUCCCGCCGGGCGUGCUCAGGCUGGCCGUGGUGGGGCCCACGGGAGCCCCCUGACAAGGUGGUGCCACCAGGGCACAGGCCCCUCUGCAGCUCUCUGUGCCCCCCGCUUGUGUGUCACCUGUGCUGGGGAUUGGUCUGUGAGGUUGGUGGGCGUGGCUGUGACCACGCUGUCCCGCAGGCCUGGAGACUCAGGAAAGGGGGCGCUAGCCCCCACCUCUCUGCUCUCUUGGGGUCUCGGGUUCUGUUUCUGGCUCAUGGGUGUGCUGGGAGUGGGGAGCCUGUGAGCGUGUCGCUGAAUAAACUCCUGGGACCGAGGGUCGGCUCCGGA